Messenger RNA from Humulus lupulus (European hop), 866 nucleotides. RefSeq lists its product as uncharacterized. The transcript is spliced from 6 exons. Gene Ontology annotation, molecular function: phosphoprotein phosphatase activity. NCBI's taxonomy places the organism in Eukaryota, Viridiplantae, Streptophyta, Magnoliopsida, Rosales, Cannabaceae. The record is from RefSeq and is a predicted model, not a curated record. Bases 9 to 866 code for a protein of 285 amino acids.
AAUUAAGGAUGGCCGAAGGGAUUGGUAAUAAACUGAAAGGAAAACUAGUACGUGAAAGUGGUAGCCACCAUGAAGAAAAUGAUGGUGUAGAGUUUGGGGACUUGUUAGAGAGACUGAACCUUGGUCAACGAAAGAAAAAGCUUAUCGUUUUUGCUCUUGGUGGACUGCUUUGCCAUAGAGUCUACCGUUAUGAUAGGUCUAGUGUUCCUAGAUUUCGUCUUCCUGACACAUCUUAUGGAAGCAUUUUAGUUUACAAGAGGCCUUACUGUGAAGAUUUCAUGAAGUUUUGCUUGGAUAGAUUUGAAGUGGGAAUAUGGUCCUCUGCUAGGGAAUGGUACCUGAACAAUGCAUUGGACUGCAUAAUGAAAGGAUUAAAGGGCAAGCUGCUGUUUGCAUGGGAUCAAAAUGAAUGCACUAGAUCAGGUUUCUGUACUUUGGAGAAGAAAGAUAAACCUUUAUUUUUGAAGGAUUUGAAUAAAUUGUGGCAAAACAAAUACCUUUGCAAAGGGAAGUAUUCUUCAUCAAACACUCUCUUAAUAGACGACAAGCCUUAUAAAGCGCUGCUAAAUCCUGUAAUUUAUUCAACACAUGGAUAUUUGUUUUUUGUUCUUCAUUUUAAUUCAAACACAACUAUAUUUAUUGAGCAUGAAUAUAAAGUUGAUGAUGUUGAUGAUAUGACUUUAGGUCCAAAUAGUGAGCUUCGUCUUUACCUGGAUGAAUUGGCAAAAGCAGAUGAUGAUAUUCCUUCUUAUGUUGAAAAACAUCCAUUUGGGCAGCCUGCUAUAACUCCACGCCAUCCAGACUGGAACUUUUAUUCUAAGGUUGUUCGUAGUUUUGGAAAGACCUCUUCUUCAAGCGCUAGUUAA